AUGUGAGAGCUGUGUGGAACUGCUGUUUGUGAGAGGGGCUGGGAAUUGCCAGGAGUGUGAUACCCCCCUGCGGAAGAGUAACUUCAGGGUACAGCUCUUUGAGGAUCCUGCUGUCGACAAAGAAGUGGAAAUUCGGAAGAAAGUGCUGAAAAUAUACAAUAAAAGAGAGGAUGACUUUCCCAGUCUAAGUGAAUAUAAUAAUUUCCUGGAAGAAAUAGAAGAAAUUGUAUUUAACUUGACCAACAAUGUGGAUUUGGAGAACACUAAAAGGAAAAUGGAGCUGUACCAGAAGGAUAACAAAGAAGUCAUUCAGAAAAAUAAGAUAAAACUGACGCGGGAGCAGGAAGAGCUGGAGGAAGCUUUGGAGGUAGAGCGACAGGAAAACGAACAAAGGCGACUGCUCAUACAAAAAGAAGAACAACUACAGCAGAUAAUAAAAAGGAAGAACAAACAGGCACUCUUGGAUGAUCUGGAGAGCUCCAGUCUUCCUGCUUCACUGCUUUUAGCUCAGCAUAAAGACAGAUCUACUCAGAUAGAAAUGCAACUGGAAAAACCCAAACCUGUCAAACCAGUCACGUUUUCCACCGGCAUCAAAAUGAUGGUGAGGUACAUCCUGCAGAAGACAAACGGUACGUUUAAAGGUGGUACAUGUGGAAUUGGAAGACAGUGGAAAGAGUAUUCAUCCGAAGGGCUGGAUGCCAAAAAGAACAGGUUUGGCUUGUCUGCGAGGAUUUACACCACAGAAAAACGCACAACUGCUUUGGUAGAGGUCAUUGUGAAGGUCAUGGAGCCCGGACGUGCUGCCGAACGAGAGCAGCCCGCGACGAUGGUGCGAGAGUCCUUAGGGCCCGUCGAUGUGUUGUGGCGGAUCUGUGGACCAGGCAGUAGCAGAUGCCAGAGUCCAAUACCUGGUUAUGAACUGCUCGACUUCAAGCUGUUGGAACGGUUUCCAGAAGGCCAAGGAGCGGAGACUGGAGUUGUCAGG
Tauraco erythrolophus (red-crested turaco) is the source of this 985-nucleotide messenger RNA. NCBI's taxonomy places the organism in Eukaryota, Metazoa, Chordata, Aves, Musophagiformes, Musophagidae. The record is from RefSeq and is a predicted model, not a curated record.